This is a messenger RNA of Penaeus monodon (black tiger shrimp), 1806 nucleotides long. RefSeq lists its product as uncharacterized. NCBI's taxonomy places the organism in Eukaryota, Metazoa, Arthropoda, Malacostraca, Decapoda, Penaeidae. The record is from RefSeq and is a predicted model, not a curated record.
GUGUUUUCUCGAAAAACAAUUACAUAUGAUAUGAUGUUCUCUCUUAUAGAUAAUAGCAUCUCAGGUUCUUCCAGUAACCUCAUUGCUGCUAACAAAGAUGACCUUGCUCGAGCUGACAGCAUCCAGGCUGUUGAAAACAUUGAGGAUGAAAGCCUACUCCCAUCCCAGAGGCAGAAACAGCAUAGUAACCUUCUGAUGGCUGAGAUAUAUGCCUGUAAUAGUGCUGUUGAAGUAUUAAACCUCUUAACUCAACAUCAGGAGGCUAUGGACAGUUAUUGUAUUCUGGCUGUUAUGAGUAGGCUGCAAGUUUUAGUUGAAAAUGGUUAUGAGACUGUUGAAAGGAUAAAUAGCCUGGAGGAGUUCUCCAACUUCUGCCAUAAACUCUGGAAGGCAAGCAGAAGAAUGGAGGUUGAUGAACAGCUAUCACUGCUAAAGUUUCUGUGUAGAAUGAAAAUUCAGUCAGAUUCCAAGAUUAUGCAAACAGUUCUGCAGGUNNNNCGACAUUCCAUUAAUGACUUGGAUUUGAGGCAGUUAAUAUAUCUGGAUUUUUUACUCAAGAAAUUGCCAUCAACCCCUCUGUCUGAUGGUCUGCUUGUUGCAGUGCCUGUGGUCAUUGAGAAUAUUCUGAAGAAUGAAAAAGUAGAAGAAUUUUCCACAAAGGACUUGUCACAGCUGCUUGCUAUCUGCAUAGAUGGAAGGAUUAAUAACAUUGGAAUCAUCUUGCAAGAAAUAUAUAGGCAUGGCACAAUCAUCUCAGCAUCCCUAGGGUUGAGUAUUCUUUGGUCUCUAGUCAUGAUGUUCAGUUCAGAUGGAAAACGGAUUGUUCUCUCCAAAGAAGAAAGUUUAGUGAGAGAAGUCCUCAUGAAAGAAUGUCUGGAAUCAAUUUCUAGAGACUUGAAAUCUUUGACUCAGCAGAAGAUAGAAACAACUCUUGAAAAAUUAUGUGAAGCACGUUGGAAGAAAGACCGUUGCACAUAUAAUGAACACUUUCUUAAUGCAGUUGCUAAACAUGCAGUAGAUGACCUAUGGGAUUUCACUGCAGUUGCUCACACUAUUAGAAGACUGUACAGAAUGAAUUUCAUCUCAGAAGAUCUGGUACAUCACAUGGUUCAUCAGGUGUUACAAAAUCCUGAAGGGGUUAUCAGAUCAAAAGUCCAAGUUUUGCCACUGUUAAUUGCACUGGGAGGCUGCGAACUUCAGCAUCUUAAUCAACGCCAAGCUCUUGAUGUUCUUGUUGAUCAUGAACAGAUAAGAAUCAAAGAGGAAAAUUAUUUCAAGAGGCCCUGGAUAAAACUGGCAAUUGAAUUGCUCUCCUUGGAUUACCAUCAUAUGCAGUUGCUAGAGUUACUGACAAAUCAAGAUUUCCUUGAGGUAUAUAUGUCGACAAAAAAGGUGCCUAUUUCAGAGUACAAAAUUUUACUCAGAAUACAUCAGGCACUGGUAACAUUUGGUCAGAAUUCUCUUCAAAUACCAGAGAAAUAUUUAGAAAAAGCAAGGACAUUUGCAAGAGAACGGCCUCCUUCAAAAUCAGAUCUGAGAGUUAGACUUCAUCAAAUUCUUAACAGACCGGAUCAUCUUGUGUCUAGUGUGGUCACAAACAAUGAUAUUUAUAUUGACCAUCUUUUGGCAAUUGAUGAUGAAGGAAAUACUGUUAAUAUCGAGCACAAAAAUCCCGAUGCCUUUGGUAAUAUCAGUAUCAGUUCUCUGCAGAUACCAGACAACACUAAAAGGAUUGCAUUGAUGGACAUUGGUUCAUCACAUGUUUUUGGACCAGGUUAUCGUUUGAAAGGAUAUAUAAAGCUUGAA